Merops nubicus (carmine bee-eater) is the source of this 1595-nucleotide messenger RNA. RefSeq names its product fibrillin-2-like. NCBI's taxonomy places the organism in Eukaryota, Metazoa, Chordata, Aves, Coraciiformes, Meropidae. The record is from RefSeq and is a predicted model, not a curated record. The annotation marks the transcript as partial. Gene Ontology annotation, molecular function: calcium ion binding. The transcript is spliced from 13 exons.
AUAUCGACGAGUGUGACCGCCAGCCCUGUGGAAAUGGGACCUGCAAGAACACAGUUGGCUCCUACAACUGCCUCUGCUUCCCUGGCUUCGAGCUGACCCACAACAACGACUGCAUGGACAUUGAUGAGUGUUCAUCCCUGGUGGGGCAGGUCUGUCGGAACGGGCAGUGCAUCAACAGCGUCGGCUCCUUCCAGUGCCUGUGCCAGGAGGGCUACGACAGGACCCCUGAUGGCAAGAACUGUGUAGACAUCAACGAGUGUGUGAGCCUGCCUGGGACCUGCUCCCCAGGCACCUGCCAGAACCUGGAGGGCUCCUUCCGUUGCAUCUGCCCCCCUGGCUACGAGGUGCAGAAUGACAACUGCAUUGACAUCAACGAGUGCGAAGAGGAGCCCAACAUCUGCCUCUUUGGGACCUGCACCAACACCCCUGGGAGCUUCCAGUGCGUGUGCCCUCCAGGCUUCGUCCUGUCCGACAACGGCCGGCGGUGCUUUGACACUCGCCAGAGCUUCUGCUUCACCCGCUUCGACAACGGGAAGUGCUCUGUCCCCAAGGCCUUCAACACCACCAAGGCUCGGUGCUGCUGCAGCAAGAUGCCAGGAGAAGGCUGGGGAGACCCCUGCGAGCUGUGCCCUCAGGAGGGGAAUGUUGCCUUCCAGGAGCUGUGUCCAUAUGGCCAUGGAGCCAUCCCAGGUCCAGGUGACACCCGGGAAGAUGUCAACGAGUGCUCGGAGAAUUUGGGGGUGUGCAUCAACGGGGCCUGCAUCAACACUGAUGGCUCCUUCCGCUGCGAGUGCCCCUUUGGCUACAACCUGGACUACACGGGGGUCAACUGUGUGGACACCGACGAGUGCUCCAUUGGCAACCCCUGUGGGAAUGGCACCUGCACCAACGUGGUGGGGGGCUUCGAGUGCGCCUGCGACGAGGGCUUUGAGCCAGGCCCCAUGAUGACAUGUGAAGACAUCAACGAGUGCUCACUCAAUCCCCUGCUCUGUGCCUUCCGUUGCAUCAACACCUUUGGCUCCUACGAGUGCACUUGCCCAGCUGGAUACGCCCUCCGAGAAGACAGGAGAAUGUGUAGAGAUCUGGACGAGUGUGCAGAGGGGCUGCACGACUGCGAGUCACGAGGGAUGCUCUGCAAGAACCUCAUCGGCACCUUCAUGUGCAUCUGCCCCCCAGGAAUGCAACGCAGGCCCGAUGGAGAGGGCUGCACAGAUGAGAACGAGUGUAGGACCAAGCCUGGGAUCUGCCCCAACGGCCGCUGCCUCAACACAGUGGGGAGCUACCGCUGCGACUGCAACGAGGGCUUCGAGGUCAGCCCCUCUGGCACCGAGUGCAUCGACACCCGCCAAGGAUUCUGCUUCACCGAAGUGCUGCAAACCAUGUGCCAGAUGUCAUCCACCAACCGCAACCUGGUCACCAAGUCGGAGUGCUGCUGCAACAGUGGGCGCAGCUGGGGCCCCCAGUGUGAGCUCUGCCCCCUGCCUGGAACUGCCCAGUACAAGAAAAUGUGUCCCCAUGGACCUGGGUACUCCACUGAUGGGAGAGACAUCGAUGAGUGCAAGGUGCUGCCCCGGCUCUGCCAGAACGGGCAGUGC